AUGUACUUGAUCACUGUGUUUGGUAACCUUUUCAUCAUCUUGGCUGUCCUCUCAGACUCCCACCUCUACACUCCCAUGUACUUCUUCCUUUCCAAUCUGUCCUUAGUGGAUAUCUGCUUCACCACCACCACCAUGCCCAAGAUGCUUGUGAAUAUACAUACACAGAUUAAAGCCAUAACCUAUGAAGACUGCAUCACACAGAUGUUUUUUGUCAAUGUAUUUGCAGUGUUGGAUGAUUUACUUCUGACAGUGAUGGCCUAUGAUCGCUUUGUGGCCAUCUGCCAUCCUCUACACUAUACAGUCAUCAUGAACCCCAGACUCUGUGGACUGAUGCUUCUGGGGUCGUGGAUCAUUAUUGUCUCCUUAUUUUAUUGUACUAGUCUGGGUGUGUAUCUUGGCUCUGCUGCUACCCACAAUUCACAGUCAAGUUCAAUAGCCUCAGUGAUGUAUGCUGUGGUUACACCCAUGCUAAACCCUUUCAUAUAUAGUCUAAGGAACAAUGACAUAAAGAGGGCUCUGAAGGCAUUCUUGUUCAAAGGAACUAUAAAUGGAGAAUUGACCUAG
This is a messenger RNA of Suncus etruscus (white-toothed pygmy shrew), 564 nucleotides long. Its product is annotated as olfactory receptor 7C1-like. Bases 1 to 564 code for a protein of 187 amino acids. The record is from RefSeq and is a predicted model, not a curated record. The transcript has 2 exons. Lineage: Eukaryota; Metazoa; Chordata; Mammalia; Eulipotyphla; Soricidae. Gene Ontology annotation, molecular function: G protein-coupled receptor activity; olfactory receptor activity. Gene Ontology annotation, cellular component: membrane. Gene Ontology annotation, biological process: G protein-coupled receptor signaling pathway.